AGAAGAAACAGGAACAACUUCAAGGUCUGGCAAGCAAAAGUCAAAAUUAGAUGUUCAAACAUGUGUUAGUAAAACUAUUAGCAACCAUUUUUGUGACGGACACAUGAAGAACUGCAGCUUAAAGCUGUGGGAAGAGGAUCUAAAAAAUCUUCUUUAGGGCUGGAGGAUUUGGCCCAAACUAUCUUAUUGUAAAAAGAACAUUAUAUAUUUAACAUACACACGCAGAUAAUUUAGCAUCAACGCUGAGGUAAUAAUAAAACUUCAGGAUCAAUGCAUCAAUAAUACAUAACAUUUAGACAAACUAAAAACGUUCCCAUAAAACCAGCUGUUCACCUGAACGCAUCACAUCCUCCAACCAUCAUUUGAGGAUUUUCCUCAUGUUCCUUCACUCAAAGACGCACGAAUGAGACCGUGAAGGAAAAUGCGCGUCUAAGAAGCGUCAACAAAGAAAACUGUUCUUGCUCUGACCACACGGGGGCGUCAAAGUAACACUUUUCUCUGGGCAUGUGGUUUUUAUUUAACCGCAGAAGUUGAACUUCCUCCUUCUGCACUCAUGUUUUGACACUUUGUCAUCUCUGAAACUGUUAAGACAAAAUGUUUGAGCGCACAAAACAGAGACGCGUUUCACAGGAAAACCUCGGAGAACGGGUCAGUCAGAGCGUUUUAAAGAGCCUCACCCAUUAUCUUUGGCUUUGACAAAGUGUUUUGAGUUUAGUUUACAUCCCUAAUUCCUCCUUUGAAUGAACGAACUCUUCAAAGUAGCAGUACUUUUGUUACGUUAAUUUGCGCUUCGGAGCAGUUAAGGGGUUAACAUCUUGGCGGCGUUUCUGAGCCAAACCGGAUAACGGUGACAUCAAACCUCGCAGUGAUCUCUUAAAUGGAGAGAGUGCAGCGUCAGGGGUGGAUCUUCAGGGUCUGAACCUCUCCACGGAUGUGCGCCGACCUUGGAGUCUCCAGGCGCGCGUAAAAGGGAGAUUUUACGCACUGAAAUUAGCCGGAGCUGAGGAGCGGAGUCAUUUUGCGUGACUGCUGUCCAGCAUCCGGCACACGCGCUCAGAUAUCCCACAGACCCCCCCCCCCCCCCCCCGGACUUAAUCGGAGCGAAGAUCAGAACCAAGCAGGACGCAGUUUCAGCUGAUUACAGCGGCGUCUUGUUGCAGAGUGCUCACUGGAAUUUUUCCCAUCACCCCGAGAGACGCAGGCUUUGGGAAUUUCUUCGCUGAAACGAGGAUUAUUCCUGCGUAAAGUGCAGCCUUUACGAAACAGUGAUCUCAGUGAUGCUUUGGCGCCGUGCGCUUCUUCUUGGCUCCUCCGCGUCUUCCAGGAAGGAUUUAAACGCCGCUCAUCUCGAUUAGGAAGCGUGAGAGAAGUGGUUGAAGAUGAGCGCCCUGCAGACUCUCCUCCUGCUUCUCCUCCUGCACCAGGUCACAUGCAGCAAGGUGCAUGGAGGAGCCUCAGAGCCAAUCCAGUGGACGGACCGUGAGAGCGAGCAGAAGACAUCUCCCGUGGGGGCCAGUCCACGAAUGAUCAACCCCCUGCGUUUGUUCGCCAGGGGCUCCCCCGAGCUCAAGGGCGGCGUGAGGGAAAUGACAUAUUUACAGAACAUUGAGGACUUUUGGGACUGGUUAUCUAACCAGACAGAUGUUCAGAGCGCUCAGGCCAGAACUAAACGCAGACCCAUCGUCAAGACUGGCAAGUUCAAAAAGAUGUUUGGCUGGGGGGACUUCAACUCCAACAUCAAGACUGUCAAGCUCAAUCUGCUGAUCACGGGUAAGAUCGUGGACCACGGAAACGGCAGUUUCAGUGUUUACUUCCGUCACAACUCCACCGGGAUGGGGAACGUGUCAGUAAGCCUGGUGCCGCCGUCCAAGGUGGUGGAGUUUGAGAUCAGCCAGCAGUCCACACUGGAGACCAAAGAUACCAAAUCCUUCAACUGUCACAUCGAAUACGACAAGACUGACCGCAGCAAGAAGACUGCUCUGUGCACCCAUGACUCCUCCAAGGUGUGCUAUCAGGAGCAGACGCAAAGCCACGUGUCUUGGCUGUGCUCCAAACCCUUCAAAGUCAUAUGCAUCUAUAUAGCCUUUUACAGUGUAGACUACAAACUGGUGCAGAAAGUAUGUCCAGACUACAACUACCACAGUGACACACCGUACUCUUCCACGGGAUGAGGUAGCCUUUAGAACAGCUUGGGUUGGUCUCAUCAUGUAAAUACGAAGCUGUAAACUCCCGACUGUCUCCCGAAAUUCCUAAAAAUCCGACCUUUGUUGCUGUACGUACAGCUGAGUGGGACGCUGGCUGGAGGGACGUGGCUUGACCCCUGUAGAUACUGAACAUGUAUGAAGAUCCGGGGUGUGGGAUUUUAAUAGCAAAGUGAGAUUUGGAACAAUGAAUCAUUAUCCUUACAGCAGCUCCUGCUCCCUGGAGACCCGAUGAUAUAAUUACUGUGUUGUCCAGAUGUUUUCUUUGAGGCUAAACCAUAGGCAACUGGAUAGCUGGCACACUAACAGUGUCAAGAUACUGCCUCACCUUAUUUAUGUAAAAAGAGGAUUUUUGCAUCAGACUAAACUAGAUUAGCGAAGAUGAACGGUGCAAACAUGUUUUAAUUAGUUUAAUUAUCAACUGUCUUACAGAAAAAAGGUUUUGCUAUUAUUUUUUCUUAAUUCUCAAUCUUUCUUGUGGUUGAUUUGACAUCCUUUAUUUGGUUAUGACUAAAUUAACUGUCUAGUUUUAAAAAAGAAAGAAGAUGACCACACCCCAGGGAGAGUAUCAGUUACCUAAAAUGUGUAGAUUUCCUGGUACAACUGAAGACACGAGUGCGCUUGACGUGAUCCAACAUCCCUGACUGCAGGACGGACUUUAAGAGUGAGUCGCACACUGGAUUAAUGUGUCAGGAGAGGGGGGUAGGGGGGCAGUAAUUGGAGGACAGGUGGAUUUAGUGAGUCUGGCAGACAAUUAUCAGCACUUUGUAAUGGUCCUGCCACCAGCCCUGACAUUACCUGUCUUUAAUAGGCUUUAAUUAGCCUGGGAAAUUUCACUUACCAAGCAGGGAGAAAUGAAGGGAGAAAAAGAAAUACAUAAAUGAAAAAAGCAGAAGAACAGAUCCAUCUGCACUUUUAAUGAAGAGAGAAAACACGUUUAAAAAUAACUAGCUUUUCCCAAUCGUGCGGCAAGCUUAAGCCGGACGUCCUUUGCGUACAUUCCAGCUGUGUAUUACAUGCGAUAACGUGCUUUGACCUCCAGUUCACCCAUGCGGUUUUAAAAGGAUUUGUCAUAAACCGUCACCAUAUUAAAUGCCACAAACUGUUGUCUGUGCUAACGGCAAAAAAACUGCAGGUGAAAAAUCUGGAGUCACCAAUUUUGAUGAUUUAUUUUGUAGAAAACAACAAAAAACACACACAUAUGUGACAGAAAAUACUUUUAUUUUGCAGUUGAAUCAUCUGGGUAAAUAUAUAUAUAUAAAUAUAUAUAUAAAUAUAAAGCUGUUUUAGAGGAAACUGUCUCUGACUGACCUUUACUUAGCUAAAAAAACCACACACUGUGAAUCGCAGAUGGUACCAACAAGAAACCUGUUUUAAACAAAGAAUUACAGGUCUGUUGGAGUCAUUCUUGUUAUCUGAGAAGAAGAAAAAUAAGUUUUUAAAUUUCCAGUGAUGCAAAAACAAAAGAAAUGAUUUGAUUAAAUUUGGGACAUAAUGUCUUAAUCUGGAUUUUUUCUGGUCAUGGAUGAGAUUUCAGUUUGGUUUUGGCUGAAUAAAACAAAAAAGAUAAGCGUGUUGAGAAAAAAAAUCUGCAACGGCAUAAAUGCCUUAAAGUCAGCCAGAGCAAGAAAGACAGGAAUCUAACCUCUACAAGACAUGUCCACUUGUUAUAUUGGAUUACUGGGGAAAUGAUGAGACGCUGUAAUUAUGUUUUUUUUAUGCUCAACAAAAAUGAUGUUUGGGUUAUACCAUUGACCACUGAUGACAAUUAUUCCUGUCCCGUCUCCAGCCUCUUAUCAUCAUCUGUAAAUGUUCCUGCCACCUUUUUUGCUACGAGGUGUAUUAUAAAUUGGAGCUAAUCUGUGUUUAGUUUUUCUCCUUUGUGCAAAUUCUGUGUAUUAAUGUGAAACUCCAAAACCCAACAUGUUGAAAAAUGACGUCAGAGACGACCUUUUUUCAAACCCCCACCCAAGAAAAAAAAAAAAAUGUAUUCCUUGUUUUUGGUGUCUUCUCAGACCUUUUGAGCCAAUAAUUGUCCGAUUUGUUGCCUAAAGUCAUCCAGUCCUUUGAUUUCCAUGUUUUCCUGCUUGCUCACACCUGUUCAGAUUCUCCUGUAAAAUAGGACAUAAACACUUCUCUGUGUUGUGUUGAUUUCUCAAUAUUUGUUUUCCAAUGGAUUUCAUUCUGUUCAAGUGUUAUUGGAAAAGAGCAGUUAAGGUCUCUCUGGCAUUAAAGUUUCUUUGAACUUGG
Messenger RNA from Oryzias latipes (Japanese medaka), 4451 nucleotides. RefSeq names its product neurexophilin 2a (gene nxph2a). NCBI's taxonomy places the organism in Eukaryota, Metazoa, Chordata, Actinopteri, Beloniformes, Adrianichthyidae. Gene Ontology annotation, molecular function: signaling receptor binding. The record is from RefSeq and is a predicted model, not a curated record.